Messenger RNA from Penicillium malachiteum, 1113 nucleotides. RefSeq lists its product as uncharacterized. NCBI's taxonomy places the organism in Eukaryota, Fungi, Ascomycota, Eurotiomycetes, Eurotiales, Aspergillaceae. The transcript has a single exon. The record is from RefSeq and is a predicted model, not a curated record. Bases 1 to 1113 code for a protein of 370 amino acids.
AUGCAUCUUAAAAAUAUCCUUAUCUUGUCCAGUCUGGCAAUCUGGAAUGUCCCAGUGAUUGCCAGUGCUGACAACAAUGGUGUUGGUUCGGUCAAUGAGCUGCCAGUGGGCCAACUGGGAAAGCGAUUGGAGGGUGCAGCCAGACGGGCUUACUAUGGAAAUCCAGCUUUGGAGAAUGAGGGAUUAGAGCAUCCGCACCAGAAGCCUGGACCUGAGGCUCCCCCUGCUGAAUCUCAGGGUCCUGAUGGGCCUAAGGUUCCUGCUGAAUCUCAGGAUGCUACUGGGGAAGAUGCUCCACGUCCGAGUGAAGCCAUCCCUAAGCCAAGCUCCUCGCCCGCAAUCACACCUGUGCUUGGGCAUGCAAGCUCCUCGUUUGCAAUUCCAUCUAUCCGGCCAAGUUCAUCAUUCUCAAUGCCAUCUGUGCCCGAGCACUCAAGCUCCUCAUUUGUAAUCCCGUCUGUCAAGCCAAGCUCCUCGCUGGCGAUCCCAACUAUGCCGCCUCACCCAAGCUCUUCGCACUCAGUUCCAUCUGUGCCUUCUGAAUCUCUGCCAGGCUCCUCACUCGCAGUCCCAGCAAAGCCUCCCGCCUCUGCAGUCCCAAGCUCCUUUAUCAAGAAGUAUGGAAGACCUACGCCUUCUCUGACCCCCAGUGUUGGCUCUGGAUCUAUCCCAUUGCCAACCCCAACCCCAACACCAACACCUAAGCUUGCUAAGAGACAGUACCAAGGUGCGGAAGAGGCAGCGGAGUUGCAGCAGUUGGAGAAGAUGCUUAAGCAAUCCUCAUCAUCUAAGGCAGCUGCUGAGAAUCCAACACUGCCUGCUAUCCCGUCUGAAACCCCAGCUCAGUUCUCUUCUUUCGUGAAGCAGCCAUCUGCCACACCGAGCUCACCAGCAGUCAGCUCUUUGCCUGCUGUGCCAUCUCCUAACUCCGUUCAGACUCCCUCUAUGGUCCCACAUGCUAUCCCCCUCCCAUCUGCAGAUCCAUCUCCUGCUUCCGUUCAAGUUCCUCCCAAGGCUCCACAGGGUGAAGAGGGCAGCACUGGUCCAGAGUCUAAGACGGUGCCUGUCGGUGCUCAGGAUGUGGCAGCCCCAGGCUCACCAGCUCAGAACUAA